UUACCCUAGCGGCACCCGUAGAAAAAGGCAGAGGUUUUUUUUUGGCGCUCGCGCAGCAGCAACAUUCUGCACCACACGCGGGUGAGAAGAGAACGAAGUUGCUUGCUCGCUUUCCGUCGUUCAUUCUACAUCAGCUUUUUAUUGAUUUGCAAGAUGAAAACCUCCUCCCCUCUUGUUUCGCAGCCUAACAUGGGUAAAAAGCAGAAUGGCAAAGGGAAGAAGGAGGUAUUGGAGGCAGAGCCGCCAGAGGAGUAUGUUGUGGAGAAGGUGAUGGACCAGCGCAUUGUCAACGGGAAGGUGGAAUUCUUCCUCAAGUGGAAGGGAUUUACAGAAGCGGAUAACACUUGGGAGCCAGAGGAUAACCUGGAUUGUCCAGAGCUGAUCUCAGCUUUCUUGGAAGCACAGAAGACCGUGGUGGAGAAUCCUGACUCCAACAAGAGGAAGUCUUCAACAGAUGAGCCAGAGACGGAGGGAAACAAAGCCAAGAAGAAGAAGGAUGUGAGUGACAAGCCGCGGGGCUUUGCCAGGAGCCUGGAUCCAGAGAGGAUAAUCGGUGCUACAGACAGCAGUGGAGAACUUAUGUUCUUGAUGAAAUGGAAAGACUCCGAUGAGGCGGACCUGGUCCCGGCCCGCGAGGCCAACACCCGCUGCCCUCAGGUGGUCAUCUCCUUCUACGAGGAGAGGCUGACCUGGCACUCCUGUCCCGAGGACGAGGCCCAAUAGCACCCCUUCCUCAACCAACCGACGUCCCUUGUGGCCCCCCCAGACCUUCGGCCCCGUCCCUGUUCCUGCCUCUCAGGACUGUUCAUGUCUCCACUUUUUUGUUGUCAUUUACAGCAUGUUUAGCCAUAGUAUCAGUGCAGAGCAGUCAGGUGAAAGUCUGUGCUUUUGUACACGUUUUUAGUGAUAGGAUGAUAUUUACUGGGAAUAAGACCGGGGAGGAGAAAUGGAUGGGUGAUUUGUCGCUUUUUAAUGAACCUAUUCCUCAUCCAGUACUGGUAGGGACUGGUUCCUCAACUGAUAUGUAGUUACUGUUGGAAAUGUACAUCUUGUAUAAUCCAUGUAGUUUGACAUCUUCUCCCUCACAUUCAGCUAGUUUCUUUUUUUCAUCUCCCCAUGUUGCGUACUUGAAUCCCUUGAACAGUAUGUCUUUUGCUGUAUAUUCACUUUGUAAAUAUUUUUUCAAAAAGCUGUUCAAUAAAGGUUUAUAUGCUUCAUUUUACCACCCCCUCUGCCUGUGCUGAGGUUUGUUACAUAGCGCUGACAACACUGGUUGUAACUUAUGCACCCUGACUUCAACCAAUUGUAAUCAUAGACUGCCAGAUUCAUUUUGACCUACUGACUCAACAUGUGCACGGUGAAAUUAGACCCAGUAGUUGACGGCAGUCAGUCAUUGAUACUAGGGAAGCUGAUUUUGAAAAUUGUGAUCACGUGAUUACUGUUGGUGUUCCCAUUGGAAAGUUUGAAAAGCAAUAUUACAGGAGACAUGAAAGUAUGGCUUAGAGGUGAUUUGUGGAUAGACUGUUGGCUUACUCUGACAUGACCCAUACACACUGGACUCUACAGUGGAAUGUUAAGCUGUUAUAUUCAAAAUACAUGCAGCUUGCUCCAUUUGGGAUAACCAACAUUUUAAAUCCCAUUUCUUAGCUUGGCCAAAGUUCUCAUACUGGUGCUGCUUUUUUUAUUUAAGCAUCUGAACUGACACCCAACUUUGUUUCCAGAUAGAACUGUCUCAAAGCCAGAGUUAAAUGAGGCAGAUUCCUCACUGCUCAUCAGUUACACUGGUGAUGGUGUUAGUUGACUUUAGAAUCAUGCUUUGAACCUCAUUCCUUGACCUAUGAAUAUUAAAAUAAAAAUGUAAACAU
Oncorhynchus mykiss (rainbow trout) is the source of this 1865-nucleotide messenger RNA. RefSeq names its product chromobox protein homolog 3. Gene Ontology annotation, cellular component: nucleus. NCBI's taxonomy places the organism in Eukaryota, Metazoa, Chordata, Actinopteri, Salmoniformes, Salmonidae. The record is from RefSeq and is a predicted model, not a curated record.